This is a messenger RNA of Archocentrus centrarchus (flier cichlid), 3112 nucleotides long. RefSeq names its product mitofusin 1b (gene mfn1b). The coding region runs from base 171 to 2435 and encodes 754 amino acids. Gene Ontology annotation, cellular component: mitochondrial outer membrane. NCBI's taxonomy places the organism in Eukaryota, Metazoa, Chordata, Actinopteri, Cichliformes, Cichlidae. The record is from RefSeq and is a predicted model, not a curated record. The transcript has 18 exons. Gene Ontology annotation, molecular function: GTP binding; GTPase activity. Gene Ontology annotation, biological process: mitochondrial fusion; mitochondrion localization.
CCUUCCUCUAAGUAACUUGGCGCUGUGACAGUACAGCGAGCACACGGGUUAGCCAGCCUGACAGCAAUCUUCCAGUAAGCAAAGGAAAUCUCUGCAUUGUCCGCAAGGAUCUGUAUUAUUUGUGUUAUGAAAAGAGAACACUGGCGCUCUCUGGACAGCGAUUGACCAGCAUGGCUGCAGCGCCUCCACUCAGACGGACAGAUUCGGCUCGGGGGGAGUUUUCCCCUCUCAAGCACUUCGUUGUGGCCAAGAAGACGAUAAGCGAUGUGUUUGAGAAGCUACUCAGCUAUGUAACGGAGACUUCAGAGUUUGUAGAAGACAUCAGUGGGAAUGCAGCUUUGGAGAACAUUGCAAGUCAGGAUCAGAAGGAACAGAUUAAGGCAUAUGCAGACAAACUCUGUGUCAUUAAGGAGGUGCUUGCACGCAGGCACAUGAAAGUGGCCUUUUUUGGCAGGACCAGUAAUGGUAAAAGCACAGUGAUUAAUGCCAUGCUGAGGGAUCGCGUGCUGCCCAGUGGUAUUGGCCACACCACCAACUGCUUCCUGAGUGUGGAGGGCACUGAUGAAGAUAAGGCCUACCUCAAGACAGAUGGCUCAGAUGAGGAGAAGAGCAUCAAGACUGUGAACCAGCUGGCUCAUGCACUUCACAUGGAUGAAAGUCUGGAUGCUGGCUGCCUAGUUCGUGUCUUCUGGCCGAAGACCAAGUGUGCCCUGCUUCGAGAUGACCUGGUACUUGUAGACAGUCCUGGCACAGAUGUCACGACACAACUGGACAGCUGGAUUGACAAGUUUUGCCUGGAUGCUGAUGUUUUUGUGCUGGUGGCAAACUCUGAAUCUACACUCAUGAACACGGAAAAACAUUUUUUCCACAAAGUGAAUGAGCGUCUGUCCAAGCCAAACAUAUUUAUCCUCAACAAUCGCUGGGAUGCCUCAGCAAAUGAACCAGAAUACAUGGACGAUGUGAGGAAGCAGCACACAGACCGUUGUGUGAAUUUCUUGGUGGAGGAGCUUAAAGUUCUGGACCGUGAGGAGGCACCCAACCACAUUUUCUUUGUCUCUGCAAAAGAGGUGCUCAACUCCCGCAUGCAGCGUGCACAGGGCAUGCCUGAAACAGGUGGCGCUCUCGCUGAGGGCUUCAAGGAGAGACUAAAGGAGUUCCAGUGCUUUGAAAGGAGGUUUGAGGAGUGUAUCUCGCAGUCAGCAGUGAAAACAAAGUUUGAGCAGCACACUAUCAGGGCCAAGCAGAUCACAGAACAAGUCAAGAGCAUAAUGGAUGCCAUCAACAUCGAGGCUGCGGAGAAGAGAGUGGCGGCACUGGAGGACAGAGAGUAUCAGAUGGAUCGGCUAGAGUUUGUUAAGAAUCAGCUGAACUUGCUAAUCGAGGACAUUAAAAAGAAGAUUAAGGCAAUCAGUGAGGACGUGGAGUCCAAGGUGUCCACCGCUAUGGGGGAGGAGAUCUGCCGCCUCCAUGUUAUUGUCGAUGAGUUCCACACUGACUUCCACCCUUCGCCUCAGGUCCUCAAAAUUUACAAGGCUGAGCUGCUGGCUCACGUGGAGGAGGGGAUGGGCAAGAACUUGGCUUACCGCUGCUCCAACGCAGUCAACGCCUCUGUCCAGUCCACCCAGCAGUACAUGAUAGAGAGCAUGCUUCCACUGCUUCCCUCUUCAACCCAGAGCCAAGUCUCCAUGCUGGUGAACAGCAGGAAGUUUGACAUGAGCUACGACCUAAACUGCGCCACACUUUGCAGUGACUUCCAGGAGGACAUUGAGUUUAAGUUUUCGCUGGGCUGGAAAGCAUUAGUCCACCGCUUCUUGGGACCUUCCAAUGCAGAGAGAGCUCUUCAACUGGUGGACCAGAAAUUUCAGGCACCUCGACCAGCACUGCCUCAGGCCCAAACACCCUCCUCGGGACCCCCCUCGAUCGUGGCCCUGCCCAACCAACAGACAGGCCUCAUGACCCAGGAGGACUUGAUAGUAGCCAUCGCUUCCCUCAAUUCCCGCACUUCAAUGGGUGCACUCGUCGUUGGAGGAGUGGUGUGGAGAGCAGUUGGCUGGAGGCUGAUUGCCCUGUCAGCUUCUCUUUAUGGCUUGCUGUACCUGUACGAGAGACUCACUUGGACCACGAAGGCAAAGGAGCGUGCUUUGAAGCGGCAGUUUGUGGACUAUGCAAGUGAUAAAAUGCAGCUCAUGGUCAGCCUUACUAGUGCAAACUGUAGCAAACAAGUCCAACAGGAGAUGGCAACAACCUUUGCUAGGCUCUGUCAGCAGGUGGACCAGACACAGAGAGAGCUGGAGGCAGAAAUCCGUCAACUAACAGCAAAGAUAGAUCAGCUGGAGACCGUCCAGAGCCGCUCCAAGAGCCUGCGACAUAAAGCCACCGAGUUGGAGAAACAGCUGGAGGAGUUCACAAAGCAGUACCUGCAGCCUCAGCAGUGAAGAUCCCCUUCUUCAUAGCUCAGCUCUCUUUGAGCCAGUCAUUCCUCAGUCCGGUGCCGCCUCACUGCAAGAUCACCUAAACUGCAACAGUGGUUUACGUGCAGAUGUUUUGAUAAUCAGUGAAACGACAUAGAUCCAGCCAGAAUUUCGAACUUCUACGACUUUCAAAUAUUCAUUUAUAGUUUUAUUUUGUUUGUUUUGUUUUUGUAGUUUUUGUUUUUGGUACACCGGGAACAGUUUUCAAUCAGUGGGCGCUUGUAAUUCUCUUUUUUUUUUUUGUCACUUUGUAGAUUUGACCAUUAAUCCUUUAAAAAAAAAAAAAAAAAAAAAAAAGAUUAUUGGUGAUUAGCAGAGAGACAGGUGAAGGCCCACACACAACAGUAUAUUACCUUGUCCCUCAGCCAACCAGGUGUUUCAGGCUCUUAAGAAGCAGUGAAGAAACUUUAAAACACAUCUACCUGUAAAGCGAACACAGAAUCCUGUUGUACAGAAAUGACAGGGUGACUAUAAUCCUGGUCGGCGUGCAGACUACCGGUCGGGUGCUAUAUUUGGACACUAAUGUGCUAACUGUGAAUAUGCCUUUUUUUUAAAAAAUAACUUUUAUGGAGCAAAUGAAGUUAGUGUCUGUAAGACUGUACAUGCAUCUGUUUGGACACAUCUACUGUAUGUUUAAAAAA